Molecule: messenger RNA, 1170 nt
Organism: Acaulospora colombiana
Lineage: Eukaryota; Fungi; Glomeromycota; Glomeromycetes; Diversisporales; Acaulosporaceae
Source: the annotation of a GenBank genome assembly
AUGAGUCGUUAUGAACAUGGUCAAUCAUAUUACCUGGAUACUGUAGCAAACUCUGGAAUUCACCACCGAUUAUCCAAACUUCAAAAGUUGGAAUUAUGUUAUAAUAUCACAAGGAACAGCGACGCAGAGUUGAUCGUGGAUAGAAUAGUCAAUCUCUUCGCUAUUUUGGCCUGUAAUGUUCACGGUCUUCGGCAUAUAUCCAUUAUAUUUGGGACCGAACAACCGGUACUUCAGUCUAAACUCGGAAAAGCUGUGGAAAAUCUGAUUAAAUCUCAAUCAAAUUUGGAAUACCUCGAGCUCUAUAAAUUUUGGGAUUCAUCGACAGAAGUUUCCAUAUACUCGGCGCUUGUCUCUCAAUCGCGUUCAUUGACUUUUCUGAAAAUUCUUGGUACAAAAGACUUUCACCAACUGCUACCAUUUCUAAAGUAUUGCACCAAUUUAAAGACUUUAUGCAUUACACCAUCAAUACCACCAAUUAAGGAAAAUUCCGGUGCCGAAUAUUCUUCAAUACAACUUAGGCACAUCUAUUUUCAACAUUACAUUGAACCGAAUAUGAUCACCAGCACCCUAAUUCCGAUCUUGAGGAUGUCGAGUCAAAACCUAAGGAUACUCUCUCUUCAAAGAGUGAAUCCACAUCAUCUCGACCUCAUUGCUCGAUAUUGCUCGAACAUAACCACACUAUCCCUGAACAUUGCCUACUCGCAGCUGUCGCAUUUUGGAAAGAUAAUCUCGAACAUGAACCUCAGGUCACUAACUUUGAAGAAGGUUCUCGGAGAUACGAAUUUUUGUCAAAAGUCCAUAAAUGAUUUGGCAAAAUCGAUUCCCAGUUCUUUGAAAUACUUUGGAAUUGGAUUUAAGAUGUUACCAAUAACUUUGAAGCUUUUCCUCUCUGAAUGCCAAGCCUCGUUAUGCGGGUUAGAUUUGUAUUAUUACUUCAACAUGAUCGAUGAUUCGUACCUCCAAAUUUUUAUUCAAUACGCAAAGGAGAACGAUUCCUUCCGGCAAUUGAGAUUUGAAGAUGCUCCCUCAACUCAUUUGUGUGGAGUCUUCGAGAAUCCCUCAAAGUUAUUGCAACAUGCCAAAUCCAUUAUCCCUGUAAUCACUAAAUUUAAAUUUGGAAAGGAUCCCUUUGACGAUGAUCUAGAUUAUUCCGAGUUUGCGUUCAGUUAG